This is a messenger RNA of Hyaloscypha bicolor E, 453 nucleotides long. RefSeq lists its product as uncharacterized. Lineage: Eukaryota; Fungi; Ascomycota; Leotiomycetes; Helotiales; Hyaloscyphaceae. The record is from RefSeq and is a predicted model, not a curated record. The transcript has a single exon. The annotation marks the transcript as partial.
CGUCCUCAGUGUGCUCAAUGCAAGGGUCAGAAGUACGGGUUCACGGCUUACUUCCACAAUACAAAGAUCUUCCCCGAGCCACCACAUGAGCUCCUCCCUUGGGUUGAACGAUCCUACCUCCUGAAGAACCGCUUACAGAGCUUGCUGGUCACCUACAUCGUCCACGAAUUCGAUCCCACUUACCUCCACGACAUCGAGAUUGUGAUCAACAGCUUCCGCUUGCAAGUUGAAGCACUCGCUCAUGAGGUUGGCAGCUGGGGAAGUGGGUCUGAACGCGUGGUCAGUGCUGUCACCGAGGUUCAUCAGUGGAGCAAGGGCAUGGUGAAGCAGCUGUGGGAUCAUGUUGUUGGUAUUCAGAGGUUGCCGAUGCCGAAGGGCAGAGCGAAGGAGUUGGUGCUUGAAUUUAGGAAGGGUUGGGAGCGGGUUUGGAUCGAGGGCGCGGAGCACCGGCGA